AUGAGUUCCCUUCCACACGUAGUAGAAGACUGCAUGGGCUUCCUCAAACUCUAUAGCGACGGUUCCGUUCACCGUUCAAACAACUUCAAAUUCCAUGUUUCUCCUAUCCAAGACAACACCGUAAUCUUCAAAGACUGUAUCUUCAACAAAAAACUCAAUCUCUCUCUUCGUCUCUACAAACCCAACACCAAAAACAAGCUUCCUGUGAUUGUGUUCCUUCAUGGUGGAGGAUUCUGUUUCGGCUCACGCACAUGGCCUCACAUGCAUAACUGUUGUGUGCGUCUUGCCACCGGACUCCAAGCAUUGGUGGUUGCGCCGGACUAUCGCCUCGCACCGGAGCACCGUCUUCCAGCUGCGAUCGAUGACGCUGUUGAAGCGGUGAGGUGGAUUCAAAGGCAAGGGUUGAGCUUAAAAGAGGAGGGAAGUAAUUGUGGAGAGGCGUGGCUGAGAGAUGACGUUGACUUUGACCGUGUCUUUAUAGUCGGUGACUCUUCUGGCGGGAACAUUGCGCAUCAGCUUGCAGUUCGGUUUGGUUCAGACCCAACCGUUAUUGAACCGGUUCAGAUAAGAGGUUAUGUUCUGUUGGCGCCGUUUUUUGGCGGAGAGGUAAGAACCAAGUCUGAAGAAGGUCCUGCAGAACAAACGUUGAAUCUUGACUUACUUGAUAGAUUUUGGAGGCUAUCUAUGCCUAUUGGAGAGACUAGUAGAGAUAAUCCACUGGCUAAUCCAUUUGCACCUAAUAGUCCAAAUCUUGAGAAAAUAAAGCUUGAUCCUAUUUUGGUGAUAGUUGGUGGAAAUGAAUUGCUUAAAGAUAGGGCUGCAAACUAUUCAACGAGAUUGAAAGGAAUUGGAAAAGACAUUAAAUACAUUGAAUUUGAAGGGUGUGAACAUGGUUUUUUCACACAUGAUUCAUAUUCAGAAGUUGCAAAAAAAGUUAUACAUAUCCUUAAACGAUUCAUGCUCGAAUCAUCUACUUAG
Molecule: messenger RNA, 978 nt
Organism: Vicia faba (fava bean)
Lineage: Eukaryota; Viridiplantae; Streptophyta; Magnoliopsida; Fabales; Fabaceae
Source: the annotation of a GenBank genome assembly